Molecule: messenger RNA, 447 nt
Organism: Naegleria gruberi
Lineage: Eukaryota; Heterolobosea; Eutetramitea; Acrasida; Naegleriidae
Exons: 1
Coding region: 1-447 (148 amino acids)
Source: RefSeq, a predicted model, not a curated record
AUGACACUCCACGCACGAUCUUAUACCCCAAGUGGUGGUGUUGCUACUUCCUCUUUUGUGAUUGCCAUUAUUAUUAUUGCCACCAUGUUCUUAUUAAUUCACUCUUCCAAUGCCUUGAAGUGUUAUAGUGGCAGUUUCACUGGUAGUAUCACUCCGAUUACUUUGCAGAAUAAUCUGACUCAGGUUUCAAUUAGUGCCUCUGGUAAUGUGUGUUAUAGUUAUAAGGUGGCCAUGAAUGGAGUCUUGAAUGUGUUCGGAGAGAUGAGCAGCAGUGAAUGCUCUGCUACCAAGAGUAAAGGUUCUCCCUAUUUUGAUGUUGCAUGUUGUGCUGUGAGUGAUUUGUGUAAUACUGGAGCUACUAGUGGUGUUGUUGCUGUUCCGACAAUGUCUUCUUCAUUGAUGAUGUUUGUUGGUUUGAUUGUUUGGUGUUGUUGCUUAACGUUUUAA